Messenger RNA from Cricetulus griseus (Chinese hamster), 1947 nucleotides. The record is from RefSeq and is a predicted model, not a curated record. Lineage: Eukaryota; Metazoa; Chordata; Mammalia; Rodentia; Cricetidae.
UAAUGAGCACCUAGCACCUGCACAUGUGUAUGAACAUUUGCCUGCCUUCUCUCCCACAGACUGUGUGUGAGCGUGGAGGAUGCCUACCUGCACACUGUCACCAUUUGGCUCACAGUGCGUCCUGAUAUGACAGUGGCCUCUCUCAAGGACAUGGUGUUUCUAGAUUAUGGCUUUCCACCCAGCCUGCAGCAGUGGGUGGUUGGACAGAGGCUGGCACGAGACCAGGAGACCCUGCAUUCGCAUGGUGUUCGACAGAACGGAGACAGCGCCUACCUCUACCUGCUGUCUGCCUGCAACACCUCACUCAACCCGCAGGAGCUGCAGCGGCAGCGGCAGCUUCGGAUGUUGGAAGAUUUGGGCUUCAAGGACCUUACCCUGCAGCCACGGGGCCCCCUGGAGCCCAUCCUUCCCAAGCCCAGGGCCCACCAGGAGCCGGGGCAGCCAGACGCAGCACCAGAGUCGCCACCGGUGGGCUGGCAGUGCCCUGGCUGUACUUUCAUCAACAAACCCACACGGCCUGGCUGUGAGAUGUGCUGUCGUGCAAGGCCAGAGACCUACCAGAUACCUGCCUCAUACCAGCCCGAUGAGGAAGAGCGAGCACGCCUGGCUGGAGAGGAGCAGGCGCUGCGCCAGUACCAGCAGCGGAAACAGCAGCAGCAGGAGGGGAACUACCUGCAGCACGUGCAGCUGGAGCAGAGGAGCCUGGUGCUGAAUACCGAGCCCGCUGAGUGCCCUGUGUGCUACUCAGUGCUGGCGCCCGGCGAGGCCGUGGUGCUGCGUGAGUGUCUGCACACCUUCUGCAGGGAGUGCCUGCAGGGCACCAUCCGAAACAGCCAGGAGGCAGAGGUAUCCUGCCCCUUCAUUGACAGCACCUACUCGUGCCCUGGCAAGCUGCUGGAGAGGGAGAUCCGAGCGCUCCUGUCCCCUGAGGACUACCAGCGCUUCCUGGACCUGGGUGUGUCGAUCGCAGAGAACCGCAGCACCUUGAGCUACCACUGCAAGACCCCCGACUGCAGGGGCUGGUGCUUCUUUGAGGAUGAUGUCAACGAGUUCACCUGUCCUGUGUGCUCCCGGGUCAACUGUCUGCUCUGCAAGGCCAUCCAUGAGCGCAUGAAUUGCAGGGAGUAUCAGGACGACUUGGCCCUUCGGGCUCAGAAUGACGUGGCUGCCCGGCAGACAACGGAGAUGCUGAGGGUGAUGCUGCAGCAGGGUGAGGCCAUGCACUGCCCACAGUGCCGGAUUGUGGUCCAGAAGAAGGAUGGCUGUGACUGGAUCCGCUGCACCGUCUGCCACACUGAGAUCUGCUGGGUCACCAAGGGUCCACGCUGGGGCCCUGGGGGCCCAGGGGACACCAGUGGGGGCUGCCGCUGCCGGGUCAAUGGGAUUCCUUGCCAUCCUAGCUGUCAGAACUGCCACUGAGUUGGAAGAUGGUGGCCCUCAAUAUUGACCAAGACCCACAUGUGUAGCAGCUAAACAGCAGGACUAGGCCAGGGGUUUUAACUCUGGUUUGGCCACUGUACCUUUAAGCUUGGCCAGGGAAAAGGCCCUGAGCUGUGCUGCCAGCUUGGUGUCUUACAGGAGCCCCAGCUGAGCCAGUGUCAUGUUGCUCCACGGGGUUACUGACUAGCCCUUAUGGCCCUGAGCUAGAUACCCUACCCUUACUAGCCACCAGCCUCAAUUAAACACAGCCCUGACCUAAGGCCUGGCUGGCUGGCUGGUGUUCUGAGCCGCCCUGAGUGACUGUUCCCCUCAGCAUGCUCUCUGAGGACCCAGAUCCUCACCCUUUGCCUUGCUGGCUUUCUGGGCACUUUCGCUGCUGUUGCUGUUGAGGACCUGGCAUCUCUAAGCACUGUGGUGAACCCAAUCCUGGUAGGUCAGCAAACAUAGCCCAUGGGGUCAGCUCUGUAUCCCCCUUUGAAUAAGUGAAUUAAAGUUGUUUCCCAGGAA